AUGUUGAUUUUAUUAGUUGUGUUGUUGUGUGGCGCUGUGAAGGUGGAUGGCGCAGCACAAUCUGGAUGUACUUACGUUGAUACAGAUGGAUCAGCUCGAGGGGUAUACGAAUGUGAUUAUCCAUCUGUCUCUCUUCCUUUGACGUAUUCAUCCUUCUCCAGUCCAAUACCUCAAAGGAUGAAGAUUUAUAAUGUACAUGGGCAACUUCCUGCCAGUAACCCAACAUCCACAUUUUCAGGAUUUUCAGGAAUGGGAACACUUGAUCCCGAUUAUCCAGCAUCUCUAGAAAUACGAUGUUCCGCAGGGGGCACGUUACUUUUAUUUGCCGGAACAUUUACCGGUAUGUCGUACCUCCAGGAACUAUCAAUUAUCAACUGUGUUAUCAGCAGUGGAUUUACGUCAUCAGCUUUCUCGGCAAUCGGUUCACUCAAUUACUUCUUGGUGUACGGUGGCUCCUUGGCCACUCUGGCUAAUGACGCGUUUACAGGCCUCGAUAUACAGAAGCUAAGCAGCGUUCCGGAUCCGAAAGGUGAACUAGCUAUGAUUGGUGUUACGUUACCUAGUACAACUUUACCACAAGGACUUUUGUACUCACAGACUAAUUUAGUCAGUGUAGUAUUGGACAACCUCGGACUAACCGUCGUAAGAGCGGAUGAUUUUUCUCAGAAUACUUUAUUAGAGAAGAUAUCGCUUCAGUACAAUGCAUUUACCGAGAUUUCCUCCACGAUCUUUGAUGGCCUUGACCUACUAUUGAGUGUAAACUUGAUGGGAACUGAAUGGAAUUGUACGUGUGAAAACAUAUGGAUCGUAAAUACGGCGAAUGCGAGCGGAUACGAGAUAGAGACAGGAUAUACAUGUACCACACCAGCGCUGUAUGAAAAAAGGACAGGAAAAGAAUACUACAUCAAAGAAUGUGAAAUCCCUGAUCCUUGUAUCACGGAGGGCAAAGGUUUCCGGUGGGGAGUGGAAUGUUUUAUUUUAUACAAUAUAAUAGCGUAUGCAGUACUGUUAUUUACCUUAAUUAUUGGCGCUAUAGCUUUAGCAAUCGUAUGUCAUGUCAGACGAGAUUUAAUUACUGACAGAGAAAGACUUAUGAAGAAGAGGAAUAUUGCAUGGAUGAAAGUUCAACAAGCUCUUCUACACGGAGGUGGGGGUGGUCAAAGACCCCCUGCGUCGACAGCUCCGCCUAUGCGUAAGGGAUGGUAACGGAGACUUAUCUUUGACCUGCAUUAUUAAAACAAUAUAUUAUUCUCGUUAAAAGUAUACAAUUGAUUGUGACAAAAAAAUGUUAAUAAAUUUUGAACGUAG
Messenger RNA from Mytilus californianus (California mussel), 1308 nucleotides. RefSeq lists its product as uncharacterized. The coding region runs from base 1 to 1206 and encodes 401 amino acids. The record is from RefSeq and is a predicted model, not a curated record. The transcript has 3 exons. NCBI's taxonomy places the organism in Eukaryota, Metazoa, Mollusca, Bivalvia, Mytilida, Mytilidae.